UCCUACGACGCCGUUUCUCUUAGAAGGAAGAAGGAAAACCACAGCCACCCCACCCCUUUCUCUCAUCUCUCUGAGAAUCAGAAACCUAACCUAAACCCAGCCACCAGCCCACCAUCACCAUCCCCCAUCGCCGAACUCUUCUUAUCCGGUAGAGGGUGCUGUCGCCGCCGUCUCUGCCUCGGCCUCUCCGGUUUGCCGCUGCCGCCGCCUACGCCUCGGCGUAACUGUUCUGCACUUCUGCUUCUCUCCUCGCAGCACCGCCGCGUCUGCCCCUUUCUUUCCUUCUGCACCAUGGAGUCAUCAAGUUAGCUUUUGAUAUGUAUAAUCAUUUAUAUGGUUCUGUGUCAAAAUCUUAGCAGGUGUUACACUUAAUGAAAUUGAUGCUCAAUGUGUUUGUUGCUGCCAUGAGUGUUAUUGUUACCAAUGCCAUGUUGUUGUGUUCGAUCUUAUAAAAUGAUGAAGGUAGAUUGCAAGAAAAGAAGAUAUUUCAAUUACUUCUAGUUUUGGGAGGGAGAGGUUAUAAUGAAUCCAAGACAAUAUUGCUGGUGGUUCAUAUGAGUGCCCUAGAAAUCAAUCAAACAAAACAAAGAAAAGAAAAGAAAUGAAAAGAAUUGAAGCUCUAGUGAACACAAGCUGAUGUCACUGCAGUAUGCUGAAUGAAUAGAAAGAACAAGGGCCAUUAAGCUGGGCAACGGAAAGUUGUGGAUUGAAGAUCCUAUGAACAAGUUGCAACAUGGGUUUUCGGGCACUAUCCUCUAAGUACAAACUCCUACCAUCUUUCUUUCGGCCUCUUAUUGAUCACAAGCCUCGCUGCUAUCACGCCCACGCUUCCCCAACCACACAAGUCUCUGGGCCAUUAUUACCAGACCUUGUUAAUGAAAUAUCUCGUGUACUAAGUGAUCACCGAGAUCCUCGCCAUGAUCUAGAAAUGUCUCUCAAUCCAUAUUCAGCACAAAUAUCUACAGAUUUGGUUGACCAGGUAUUGAAGAGGUGUAAGAAUCUUGGCUUCCCAUGUCACAGAUUCUUUCUUUGGGCUAAAUCAAUUCCAUGUUUCCAACAUAGUGUUGAGAGCUUCCACAUUUUGGUGGAUAUCUUAGGAAGCUGUAAACAGUUUGCCAUACUCUGGGAUUUUCUCAUAGAAAUGAGAGAGAAUUCUCUUUGUGAAAUCAGAAGCGAGAUGUUCUGGCUCAUUUUCCGAGCAUAUAGCCAGGCAAAUUUGCCAGACGGAGCAAUACGAUCUUUCAUGAGAAUGGAUGAAUUUGGAAUAAAGCCAACAAUUCAUGAUUUUGAUAAGCUGCUGUACUUUUUAUGCAAGAGGAAACAUGUCAGGCAAGCUCAAAAUUUUUUUGAUCAAGUUAAGAAUGGUUUUGUGUUAACUGCUAAAACUUACAGCAUUUUGAUAAGUGGAUGGGGUGAGAUUGGUGAUUCAGGAAAGGCUCGUGCGCUGUUUGAUGCAAUGCUUGAACAAGGAUGUCCAGUGGAUUUGCUUGCAUAUAAUAAUUUGUUAGAUGCCCUUUGCAAAGGAGGUAAUGUCAAUGAAGCUUCAGAUAUUUUUCAUGAUAUCAUGUCAAAAGGAGUUGUGCCGGAUGCUUUUACUUACUCAAUAUUCAUUCGUUCAUACUGCAACGCAAAUGACAUGUAUUCGGCUUUUAGGGUUCUUGAUAGAAUGAGAAGGUAUGACCUUUUGCCUAAUGUGUUUACAUACAAUUGUGUUAUAAAGCAACUUUGUAAGAAUGAAAAGGUGCAAGAAGCUUAUCAGCUGUUGGAUGAAAUGAUUUCAAGAGGAGUAAAACCGGACACUUGGAGUUACAAUGCGAUACUCGCUUACCACUGUGACCAUUGUGAGGUCAAUAGGGCUCUAAAGUUGACGUCUAGAAUGGUGAAUGAUAACUGUCUUCCUGAUCGCCAUACAUAUAACAUGGUGCUGAAAUUGCUGAUUAGGAUAGGAAGGUUUGACAAGGCAACUGAAGUUUGGGAAAACAUGGGGGACAAUAAGUUUUAUCCUUCUGUGUCUACAUAUUCUGUCAUGAUUCAUGGUUUAUGCAAGAAAAAGGGAAAGCUAGAGGAGGCAUGUAAGUACUUCGAGAUGAUGAUUGAUGAAGGAAUACCGCCUUACGAUACUACCAUUGAGUUGCUGCGGAAUCGUCUCUUAGGGUUGGGAUUGUUGGAUUACAUUGAAAUACUAAUUGGUAAGAUGAGGCAAAGUACUUCCUGUUCAAUUCAAGAAUCAGCAAAAAUUAUGAAUGGUGAUAGGGCAUUUCCUAAUAAUUUGAGGCAUGAUGAAACAGACAUAGAAAGUGACUAAAGAAGUGGCCAAUUAUUUUUUUUUUACUGUUGUUGAUGAAAUACACCAGGCACCAUUUUUUACAGCAGGGAUCAAAUUGGAGAUUUUAUAUCUUUGGGUAAUGAUCAACUAAUGUAUAAUUUAAACUGAAGAGUGCCUAUGCCUCCUAAACAUCAUUACAUGUUAAGAGUGCAUGGCUAGUUGAAUUGAUUGAGCAUGCUCAUAUUGGAGAGUGAUAAUGUUUAUGGAAUCUUAAACCCAGGGCAGAGAUGAAGGUGAAGGUUUGGGAAACUUUUGAGAGCUGGAUUGCAAAUCAUUGAGGAACUAGGGACUAGUGGCACGCUACAAAGUUUUCUAUUGAUUUGUAAGUUAUCGUCCAUAUCCAGGGCCAGUGGAUCAAUAGAGUAGACAUGUAUCAAGUUUUUGAAGGAAAGAGAGAACAAAUUGAAGAUUGAAGAUUAAUACAAAAUCAUGUCUUUGUCCCUUGAAAGAUUAAGAAAAUGAGAAAGAUUUAUGUAACUAUUAUUCGUUCCUUGUAACAUAUUUCACGGUUUUGUAUGCUCUACAUUUAUUUUGAACUUUUAUUGAAUUGUCUGAAAAAAAAAAA
Molecule: messenger RNA, 2891 nt
Organism: Arachis duranensis
Lineage: Eukaryota; Viridiplantae; Streptophyta; Magnoliopsida; Fabales; Fabaceae
Product: pentatricopeptide repeat-containing protein At1g52640, mitochondrial
Exons: 3
Coding region: 734-2305 (523 amino acids)
Molecular function (GO): protein binding
Source: RefSeq, a predicted model, not a curated record